This is a messenger RNA of Gossypium raimondii (Peruvian cotton), 637 nucleotides long. RefSeq names its product thioredoxin H2. The coding region runs from base 51 to 455 and encodes 134 amino acids. The record is from RefSeq and is a predicted model, not a curated record. Lineage: Eukaryota; Viridiplantae; Streptophyta; Magnoliopsida; Malvales; Malvaceae. The transcript has 3 exons.
AACAUUAUUGCCUUCAUUUCCUUGGUUUGACCUUUGCGGGAAGAAAAAAAAUGGGUUCUGCUCUUUCAAGCUUGUUAGGCUCUUCCGGUUCACCAUCAGAGGAUCCACCAUCUUCAUCUGAGUCUUCAAGGGUCUCAACCUUCCAUUCAGCUCCAAGAUGGCAACUUCACUUCAAUUCUGUCAAAGAAACCCCAAAGCUUAUGGUUAUAGAUUUCUCAGCUUCCUGGUGUGGACCAUGCAAGUUCAUGGAACCUUUUCUGAAUGCAAUGGCUGCUAAAUUCACCGAUGUUGAAUUUGUAAAACUUGAUGUUGAUGAGCUGCCUGACGUGGCACAGGAAUUUGGAGUGCAGGCAAUGCCAACAUUUGUGUUGGUGAAGCAAGGGAAGGAAGUGGAUAGGGUUGUUGGAGCUCGAAAGGAUGAGCUUGAGAAGAAGGUUGAGAAGAAUAAAUGCUAAAAAGACUAUAUACAAUAUCUGCAAUUUGAAAUUUCAGUUUGAAUACUUCCAUUAGUAAAUAUGUCAAAUGGAGUUUCUUGAGUAUGAUAAUGCUAAAUAAUGCUUUUAACUCUUUAUUGUGGAAUAAUGAUGGUUUUAUGUAUGUAAAUUUGAUAAAUCUAUGGUCAUAAGCUUUUAAUUCA